Messenger RNA from Chilo suppressalis (striped riceborer), 2471 nucleotides. Lineage: Eukaryota; Metazoa; Arthropoda; Insecta; Lepidoptera; Crambidae. The record is from the annotation of a GenBank genome assembly.
AUCAAGGUUUGAUUUAUAGAAUCGUUCGAGAGUCGCGCCCGCUAUUGAUUAAUUUCCAUUAUUUAUUUCUAAGCGCAAUCUUAUUUGAUUUUGAAGUAAAACACAAGUAAAACAUCUAAAUUUAAAACUAGGAAUUCCCAAUACUUUUUGAAAGUGUAUCUUAAUAUCUAGAACUGGCUCCAUUUAUUUUGAAUUAUGAGCCCUGUAGAAAGUAUUCCCGUUGCUGUAUUAAAUUGUGUAGAUGAUUAUGUCGAGUUACUGUAUGAUGAUAUUCCAGAAAAAAUCAAAGGCUCAGCCCUGAUAUUACAAUUAGCAAGAAACCCUGACAAUUUAAUAGAACUAUCUAGGAAUGAAGCUUUAUUAAGUGCUUUAUCAAGAGUCCUGAGAGAAGAGUGGAAAAGAAGUAUUGAAUUGAGUACAAAUAUUGUUUACACAUUCUUUUGUUUUUCUACAUAUAAUGAGUUCCAUCCAGUUAUCAUUCAAUAUAAAAUAGGAUCUCUUUGCAUGGAUGUCAUAGACUAUGAACUCAAAAGGUAUGAUCAAUGGAAAGAAAAGGUGGAAGGAAAGAAGCCACUGUUAACUCCAGACAAGAGUGAAUUGCCAAAGAGUCGUAUUCCUGAACCAAAACGACGACCAAAAUCAGGGACAUGGGCUGUAGCAGAUGUCAAUAUGCAAAAAUCUCGAACUCUAGUAUCUAGUUAUCAUGAAGAUUUAUGUAAUAUAUCUGAUGAGAGCCUGUCUAAAACUGACGAAGAACAAAUGAAAAGAAAACUAAAAACACUUUCUAAGAGACAAGAACAGCUGCUUCGGGUUGCAUUUUAUAUGCUGCUAAAUAUUGCAGACAACAUUAAAGUGGAAGAAAAAAUGCAUAAAAAAGAUAUAGUGGGCUUGCUCAUUGGUGCAAUGGAAAGACAUUCAAAUAUUGAUUUGCUUAUUCUAAUAGUUUCAUUCUUACAAAAGCUAUCUAUUUUCGUAGAAAAUAAAAAUAGCAUGGCUUCAAGAGGCAUUGUAGAAAAAUUAGCACCUCUAUUAGCCUCCCCUAAUGCAGACUUAGUCAAUGUUACACUAAAGCUUCUAUUUAAUUUAACUUUUGACACAAAGCUGCGCAGUAAAAUGGUUAAAAUGGGCUUACUUCCAAAAUUUAUACAAUUUACAAGUGAUGAUAAACAUAUAACUUUAGCAAUGAAAAUUUUGUAUCAUUUGAGCAUGGAUGACAGAGUGAAAUUAAUGUUCACUCAAUCAGACUGUGUAAAAUUACUUACCGAUAUGUUGCUGCUGAACGUGAAUAGCGAUAGUAACACUUCAAACGGUCCCGGAGUGACUGAUGUAUUGCUAGCGUUAUGCGUAAACUUGGCGUGGUGCGAGCGCGCAGCGCAACAGAUGGCCGCUGAAGGCAGACUGCGCGAAUUACUGGCGCGAGCCUUCCGCCAUAGGAAUACUAUGCUUAUGAAGCUCGUCCGCAAUUUGUCGCACCAUGCGCAAAACAAACCACUCUUCGUGGAAUUUGUCGGUGAUAUCGCUGGUGCGGUAACAAGUGAUGAUGCUCCUGAAGAAUUCAUCAUUGAAUGUAUCGGCACUCUCAGUAAUAUUUUAAUUAUUAACAACAACAUAGAUGUGUAUGCUGUUGUAGAGAGAUACAAUUUGAUACCGUGCAUCAUGAAAAUAUUAGAUCCAGAGAGCACAUGUGACCCGGAGUUGGUAUUGGAGGGCGUUGUGGCAGCGGGUGCGCUCGCGGCGGAUGAGCGCUCCGCGGAAGCGUUGCUCGCAGCGGGCGGCGGCGACGCGCUCGUAGCGCUGCUGCGGCUGCGGCAAGCGGACGACGAGCACGUGCUGCAGACCGUGUACGCCUUCCGGCAGCUGGUGUCACACGCGCGCGCCGCGGACCAUCUCGUCACGCGCACAGAAGCACCUGCCUAUCUCAUCGACCUUAUGCAAGACAAAAAUGUGGAAAUCAGAAAAAUGUGCGAUUCCUGCCUCGACAUUAUAUCUCAAAUGCAAAAUGAUUGGGCGGCGAGAGUAAAGGUGGAGAGAUUCCGCUGCCAUAACGGUCAGUGGUUAUCCGUGGUUGAGACGCUGGGAGCAGAGACCGCAGGUGGGGGUGGGGAUGGGGGCGACGACCUGCCGCCCUACCUGUCCGCCGAGUACCUCACCACUCACCGCCUCACCACUUCCGAUUCUCAGACAACACUCAAUGAUGAUUCCGAUAGUUUUUCUGGUGAUGAUAUAAAUAGAACAAAUAACAGUAUCACCGGGGAAAAUAAGACCAAUGAACUUUAUGAAACAAAUGAAUUGUCAAGACAAACUGCUGAAAAUGAUGCUGGGUUUACCAAAGAAUCGACUUUAUUUGCGUAAUUUAGAAACAAUAUCAAUGGAAAUAUCUCACAAAUUUUAUUUACGCUUCAUUACUUAUAUUGUGAAAACUAAUUUGCAAAUUUGUUUACACUUGUACAUAUUAUUACCAAAUAUAGUAA